Suillus subalutaceus is the source of this 300-nucleotide messenger RNA. RefSeq lists its product as uncharacterized. The transcript is spliced from 2 exons. The annotation marks the transcript as partial. The record is from RefSeq and is a predicted model, not a curated record. NCBI's taxonomy places the organism in Eukaryota, Fungi, Basidiomycota, Agaricomycetes, Boletales, Suillaceae.
GAGAUGCUACCCAAGGGACCAAGCUGGAAGUGUCAAAUUAUCUCAUCUCUCCAUCACACCACAAAAUCCAAUCUGACUUUUGGGAGGGAUCUGGUUAAAUGCCUGGAAGCCCUCUUCGGCAACUCCCUUUUCCAUGACAAGCUUGAUUUUGUCCCUCGUCGUGUGUACACAAUGGCAGCAUGGCUUACCCAUGUUUAUCCAGAGUGGCUGACAGGCAAUUCUACUUGGGAGUUCCAGAGUCAAGUACCCAGAAGCGCUACAAUUCUUGGCACAAUUCUUUCUUCUAACAAAACAAAUAUC